Molecule: messenger RNA, 879 nt
Organism: Maudiozyma barnettii
Lineage: Eukaryota; Fungi; Ascomycota; Saccharomycetes; Saccharomycetales; Saccharomycetaceae
Product: pyridoxal 5'-phosphate synthase subunit PdxS
Exons: 1
Coding region: 1-879 (292 amino acids)
Biological process (GO): amino acid metabolic process; pyridoxal 5'-phosphate biosynthetic process; pyridoxine biosynthetic process
Molecular function (GO): amine-lyase activity
Source: RefSeq, a predicted model, not a curated record
AUGUCUGAAUUUAAAGUGAAAGCUGGCCUGGCCCAGAUGUUGAAAGGUGGUGUCAUCAUGGAUGUCGUCACUGCCGAACAAGCAGUUAUUGCUGAGAAAGCCGGUGCUUGUGCUGUUAUGGCUUUGGAAAAGAUUCCUGCAGACAUGAGAAAAUCAGGUCAAGUGUGUCGUAUGUCUGACCCUAAGAUGAUAAAAGAGAUCAUGGAGGCCGUGUCUAUCCCAGUGAUGGCUAAAGUCCGUAUCGGACAUUUUGUUGAAGCGCAAAUUCUAGAAGAGCUUGAGGUCGACUAUAUCGAUGAAAGUGAAGUCUUGACUCCGGCUGACUGGUCUAAACAUAUUCGUAAAGAUGAAUUCAAAGUUCCAUUCGUUUGUGGUGCCAAGGAUCUAGGUGAAGCGUUAAGAAGGAUUAAUGAAGGUGCUGCUAUGAUCCGUACCAAGGGAGAGGCAGGUACUGGGGAUAUUUCUGAGGCUGUCAAACAUAUAUCUAAGAUUAGAGGUCAAAUUGAAGAAUUUCAACCACUGUUAAAGGAUGUUGCCGGGUUAAAAGCAAAGGCAGAGGAAUUGAGAAUCCCAAUCGAUUUGCUAAAGACCACAUUAGAAAAUGGUAAAUUACCUGUAGUCAAUUUUGCUGCAGGUGGUGUUGCUACUCCUGCAGAUGCAGCAUUGUUAAUGCAAUUGGGGUGUGAAGGUAUUUUUGUGGGUUCUGGUAUCUUUAAAUCCUCGAACCCUGAAAAAGUAGCUCGUUCUAUUGUUGAAGCAACCACUCAUUUCAACAACUCAGCAAAAUUGUUAGAGGUAUCUACCGAUUUAGGUGAUACGAUGGGUGGUGUAGCAAUUGAAUCCAUAAAAGGAUCUAGAUUGGCCGAAAUUGGUGUUUAA